Molecule: messenger RNA, 1038 nt
Organism: Closterium sp. NIES-67
Lineage: Eukaryota; Viridiplantae; Streptophyta; Zygnematophyceae; Desmidiales; Closteriaceae
Source: the annotation of a GenBank genome assembly
ACCCCUGUCUCAUUACUCCCAGGCGAGCACCCCUGUCUCAUUACUCCCAGGCGAGUACCCCUGUCUCAUUACUCCCAGGCGAGCACCCCUGUCUCAUUACUCCCAGGCGAGCACCCCUGUCUCAUGCGGCGCAUCCGCCCCGGCAUCUGCCCCUGUGAACACGCCUACACCGCCCGCCGCUCCUCCCUCCCCUCCUCCUUCUUCCGCGGAGGCCCCUACUUCGCCUGUUCCCCCGACCCUCCGCCUCCUCCUCCCCUCCCCGUCCUUGCUAUAAGCCCAAGGAGGUGGGAUGGUGGAGGGGAGGGAGUGCGGGAGGGAGUGGGGGAGGGAGGGGGCGAGGAGGGGGGAGGGAGAGAGGUGGUGGUGGUGCAGCCUCGGCGGUUGGAGGAGGUGUUGGUUGAGGUGGCGGAUGAGAAGAAGGCGGUGGUGCUCGUGGCUGCCACUCACAACUACGCUUCCAUGCUGCUCAGCUUCGCAUGCAUGCUCCGCCGCCUCUCGAUCACCAACCUCUUGGUAGCAGCUCUCGACCCUGCUAUGUACCGCACUGCACUCUUGCACGGUCUGCCAGUGUACUACGACAACAGCACUGCGGCCGCAGCUGGGGUAGACGUAUUAGCAGCAGCGGGAGGAGCAGCAGAAGGAGCAGCAGGAGGAGCAGCAGGAGGAGCAGCGGAUUGGUGCCCCUUCAACAGCCACUGCUUCCGGCACUACACCAAGCUGAAGAGUAGAGCCGUGCUGCGAGUGCUGCGGCUGGGCUAUGCCGUGCUUUGGAGUGACGUGGACGUGGCGUGGUUUGAAAAUCCACUGCCAAUGCUGUGGCAGUAUGGGGAAGGGGUGCUGGCUAUACAGAGCAACGAGCCCGACCCCUCCCAGCCGGCCAACAGCAUCCGGCGGAUCAACAGCGGCUUCUACCUCGCUCGCCCCGACCCCCUCACUGUUGCUGCUUUCACCGCCGUUGUGAAGCAUGCGGCUCACUCGAGGCUGUCGGAGCAGCCGUCCUUCUAUGACGUGUUGUGUGGGGAGCACGGGGAGAGGCGG